AUGGGGCCCCCUGUCUCAGAAGUCGCCAUCAUUCCCCUGGUGAAAGGGGCUGAUCCAUGCGAUGAGAAUGGCGAGGCAGCAAAGAUCCUCAACUCAGUAAUCCAACUUGCAACUGAGCAGCCUGGAUACCAGAGGAUGGUAUGGGGAUUGGACGAAAAAGACCCUACUGUGCUGGUUAUGAUUUUUGAUUGGGAUGAUCUCGAAUCUCACCUCAACUACAUGGCUGCUCCGUAUUACAAACCCACCAUGGAUGAGUUUAAUACAAUUAUUGAUGGCACGGUUGUUUUGUUCCAUACAACCUACGAGGAGGGAAUUGGUAUUGUGCCUCUGGUUGAGUUCAACGAUUACACGGCCGAUGUCUUCAUUGCUUUCUUCCCUGCGAGAUUCUUAACCCAGGACUUUGAAGAAGAGUUUUGUCAAGUCUCUCGGGAUGUGAACACAAAUCUUCUUGUGUUUAACGACGCGCCCUCGAGUAUUGCCAGUGGCUGGUGCACUGAUGACAUGUUAUAUGAAGAGCGCCAUGGAAAAGGACCUGAGAGACCGUGGAUUUCGAUGGUGACAUGGAAGAACACAGAAACACGACGGAGAGCGUGGGCUCGCAAAGCUGUUCUCGGUGAUAUUCGGAAACUUGUUGAAGGACAUGGAGAGCUGCAAAUAUACAUGGUUGAGUUCCACCCUGUGGUUUAUAGCAAUGGAUAG
Messenger RNA from Penicillium crustosum, 699 nucleotides. Its product is annotated as putative quinol monooxygenase. The coding region runs from base 1 to 699 and encodes 232 amino acids. The record is from RefSeq and is a predicted model, not a curated record. NCBI's taxonomy places the organism in Eukaryota, Fungi, Ascomycota, Eurotiomycetes, Eurotiales, Aspergillaceae. The transcript has 2 exons.